This is a messenger RNA of Nymphaea colorata (pocket water lily), 696 nucleotides long. RefSeq lists its product as uncharacterized. The transcript is spliced from 3 exons. The coding region runs from base 1 to 696 and encodes 231 amino acids. Lineage: Eukaryota; Viridiplantae; Streptophyta; Magnoliopsida; Nymphaeales; Nymphaeaceae. The record is from RefSeq and is a predicted model, not a curated record.
AUGGUCCCCAGGGUACAGUAUCAUCCACUAAGGCUCGGCAUUUUGUUCGUGGAGGGGAUUCCAGACUACCCUGAGGGCAAGUACGACACCUCCAAGGGCAGCUACUACGUCAACUGCGCCACUGAUAAGGCCUUUGAGACCACUCCCGAGACUGAGAAGUUCUUCACUCCCGAAGAGAAGAAACUGUUCAGCAGCAACAGUGAGAAGAAUGUAAAGGCCCUCUCCAAGAUCAUGACUGAUACUGGUGCCCUCCUGGCGCUGCAGAUCGACGCCUACGCUCAGGAGCAGGUGAGCACAUACCCCACGCACCUGCUGCACCGCAUCAUCAAGGAGGGACAGAGCCACACUGGGCGCAUGCUCCACUACUUCCCCUUCGAGAACAAGGGCGACACCGAGGACGACUGGUGCGGAUGGCACAACGACCACGGCUCCCUCACCGCCCUCACCUCUGCUCUCUACACAGAUGAACAUGGCGAGGAAAUCAAGUUCCCCUUAAAACCGGAGGCCUAUAUGCCAAGAACCGUUUGCCGACGUCGCCAAGAUCAGCAUUCCUGCCAACAUGCUGGCCUUCCAGCUCGGAGAAUCCACCCAGAUCCACACUGGAGGCUCACUCGAAGCCACUCCCACUGCGUGAUCAGGAGCGAAGAACUGGCAGGCAAGAAAGUCGGUCGCAAUACCUUCGCCCUCUUCCUGUAG